UUCAACAUCAUUUCUCUCUGAGGAACAGUUAAGAUGUCUUCUGGAUGAGUGCACAUUCAAACAUAAAUCCACGAUGAGACUCUAUUCAGAAAGAGAAGAGAAAAAGAUUGAGGAUAUAACACCUGAGUUCCCCCAGCUUUCCAGAUCUAUUCUGUCUGAGUCACUAAAUGGGUCAAAAGCAAAGGUCAAAAGCACUGAGGUGGAAGAUGUAAACAUGCCUGAGAACACAGAAUGUGAAAUAUCUAGAGGCUACUACCUCACCAAAGCCUUGACUGGGCAUUAUAUGUCACAAUCUCUUGUCAUCGAAGCAGAGUAUAUGAAAUGCCUCCAAUCUUCUGAGGACAAGGUUAUUAGUGACACAGAAGACUACUUUAUGUCGAAGACCCUUGGCAUUGGGAGACUGAAAAGGCCCUCCUUCUUGGAUGAUCCACUGUAUGACAUAAAUGUGAGCCUUGCAUCCGAAUACCAACAUCUGAAACUCAGCCCUCCAGAGAAACCAAAACCAGGUGACCAGGAGACUGAAAAUGUGAUAGAAGAAUGUAAAGAGUCUUAAGCAAAGAGUUGCUGGAAUAUGCUUUUAAAAAAGUUGGUAAUUUAAGUUAAAUCACACUGUUUACAAAUUCUUUGAAUUCAGUGAAUACAUUGUAGAAACCAUCCCUCAAAUGAUGAUAUUGGAUUCUCUCUUUUUGGUUCACACUUCCUUGAUAUUUUUGAGACUGGUGGUAUAAUUAUUC
This is a messenger RNA of Phacochoerus africanus (Common warthog), 734 nucleotides long. RefSeq names its product fibrous sheath-interacting protein 1-like. Lineage: Eukaryota; Metazoa; Chordata; Mammalia; Artiodactyla; Suidae. The transcript has 2 exons. The coding region runs from base 74 to 553 and encodes 159 amino acids. The record is from RefSeq and is a predicted model, not a curated record.